Rana temporaria (common frog) is the source of this 916-nucleotide messenger RNA. Its product is annotated as CD99 antigen-like. The transcript is spliced from 15 exons. The record is from RefSeq and is a predicted model, not a curated record. Gene Ontology annotation, biological process: homotypic cell-cell adhesion; T cell extravasation; positive regulation of neutrophil extravasation. Lineage: Eukaryota; Metazoa; Chordata; Amphibia; Anura; Ranidae. The coding region runs from base 190 to 861 and encodes 223 amino acids.
GGGCACAUUUUGGGAGGAGAAUGGUACAGGGGGAUGGAAAGUUCUUUGCAGUCUGAUUUUUUUUUUUUGUAACAGGGCGGAAAGUUUUCUCCAGGCUGUGAGAGAGAAUUAGGCACGCUUUCCCCUCCCUGGAGCUGCUGAACUUGCUAUACUGCUGGCUGGUCGCUGGAAGUGAAGACGCACAACACGAUGGCGAGACUCCCUGUUCUAUUCUGUUUGCUGUUCCUCAUCGCAGGGAUCAGAGGUCAGGAUGAGUUUGAUUUGGGCGAUGCUCUAGGUGAUGUUGAUCCCACAGUUGCACCUACUCCAGAAAAAAAAAACGACCCAACAGUUAAACCUGGUGAUGUUCCCAAGCCAGCAACCUUGGCACCUAAAGCGGAUCCCAAGCCAGCAACCUCCGCACCAAAACCAGCACCGAAACCAGCUCCAAAGCCACAUGAUGAUGAUGGUUUUGACUUGGGCGAUGCUGUUGGUGGAGAUGAACCAACAACUCAGAAACCUAAGCCAGGUGGUGGAGGAGGAGGAGGAGGAGGAGGCGGCGGCAGCUUCAAUGAUGAUGAACUGGUUGAUGGUUUACCUCCUCAUGAUCCCAGUGGACAUGAUGGAAAACCAAGUGGCCGUGCGAUGCAGCCAUCAUCUGGUGGACAAGAAGCGGAUCAAGGAGAAGGAAAACAGAGUAUGAUAGCCGGUGUUGUAAGUGCUCUGGGCGUGGCUGCUGUUGGGGCAGUAUCCAGUUUCAUCGCUUACCAGAAGAAAAAGCUUUGCUUUAAAGGCCAAGCAGAAGAUCCAGAAAAUGUAAACAUGGACAAUCAAAAAGAUCAGAAUGACCCACAAGUGCAAACCAACCUACUUUCAAAGUAGAUGUCGGAAUUGAAGAUGGUCAUCACAUCCCAGAGAAAAAGAAUUCUAGAAGAAA